Molecule: messenger RNA, 1681 nt
Organism: Camellia sinensis
Lineage: Eukaryota; Viridiplantae; Streptophyta; Magnoliopsida; Ericales; Theaceae
Source: RefSeq, a predicted model, not a curated record
AUAUAAAAUCUCUUGAUUUAAUGAAAAAGUGAAUCCUGAUCUUCUUUGUUGUUUGUUGUCUAGGAUUUUUGAUUUCCUUGUCUUUGCUUGUUCUUGUUGCUUUGAAUUUAGUAGUAAUGUAAAAAGUAAAUCAUGAUUUCUUUGUUGUUUCUGCGGAGGAUUUUUUAUUUAUUGCUUGUUCUUGUAUUUAAUUUCAGUUUGUUUCAUCAUGGUUAUGUUCUUUCAAAAUUAAUCAAUAAUAAUUAUAUUGCGUGUACGUGUAUAUUAGACAUUCAUUGAUCACAACUUUCAUUAGCUUAUAGAUAUUGUUUUGAAAAGUUCUUUGACAGUUGACUUUUUUUUGUGAACACUGUUCUCUAAACCCCCAACACCCCAAUUAUGUUUUCUGUUUCAUUAUCACUUUUCCAUUUUUCAGAAGAUAAAUCUGUCUUUAAAUGAUUACCAAACAGUUUUUCAACUUUUUUCUAUUGUUACUCUAAGCCUUUACUUGUAAUUUGAUUAGAACUAUCUCAAAUGUCUGAUUUAGAUCCAUUUUGGUUAGUCUGUAUUAUAUGUUUAGAAUUCAAAAUGAUGCACAAGAAUUGUUAGUCAUUGUGAAUUUUCUUGAUUUCGGGAUGUUAUUUACCCUAUCGACUUUGACUCUAGUGUUUUCCAGAUUUUUUGGUAAAAUUUUAUGGGUUUGCUUUAAUUAUAGCUUAUUACUUCUAGAUUCCAAAGGAACUUAGUUCUUGCCUAAGGGGAAUUUAUUUUGAAGUAGAGAAAAUUGUGAUGGAGUUCUAUGAUUGUCCGAAUAAAGCAAAUUCUAUUACAUUCUGGUCACAUAUGAUACAUGUGGUGCUUUUGUUCCUUUCACUCCAAAAAAUUCUUGUAUGUUCUAAUGUCCAGUAUUUACAUUCUCAGUUCAUCAAUUUCAAGUUGAAGAAGAAUGAGUGGGAAUCACAAUCAUUCCGGUUAUCCUGGUGGACAGUACCCUCCGCCUCCUGGGGCAUACCCUCCCCAAGGAUACCCUCCUCGGGGAUACCCUCCCCAAGGAUACCCUCCUCAGGCAUAUCCCCCUCAAGGUUACCCACAGGCUGGAUACCCUCCCCCUAGCGGUUACCGUCCAGCUGGAUAUCCUCCCCGAGGUGGAUACCCACCAUCACCAUAUCCUUCCCCAAGUGGAUAUCCACAAGUAGGUUAUCCUAGUCCAUUGGCUUCACAUCAUUCAGGGCAUGGAGGACCUGGUAUGGGAACACUGACAGCUGGGGGUGCUGCUGCUACGGCUGCUGCUUAUAGAGCUCAUCAUCUGUUACAUGGUGCUCAUCAUCCGUCACAUGGCAAGCAUCAUCUAUCACAUGGCCAUCAUCACCUGUCACAUGGCCAUCAUCACCAUGGGCACGGGAAAUUCACGGGGGGAAGUUCACUGCUUUAUUGUCAUACCAGUUUUUGUGUGUCAUACGUUACUACCAGCAUUGUUUGCCACUGCCAUUGUUUAGGCUUGCUGUGAUUUUUGUCCCUUUGUUUUUUGAACCUCAUGAAUUGUGGAUGCAAUUUGGAAGUUACAGCAUCGAGCUGCUUGGAUAUAUAAUUACAAAUUUCUUAUGUGGUUUUUCUCCACAUGUGAAUGACAUAGGUGGUGUGUAGUUCACUGGAAUGAAUGUGGAGUGGAAUAGAAUGUUUAUUCCUAAGCCUUUUUACGAAA